UAGUUGAAUUUAGGUUACAGGAAGAGGACUUGAGAGAGAGGGAAAGAGAAAGAAGAGGAAGAGGAAGGCGAAGAAGAAGAAGAAGAAAGAAGAUGGAGGUAGGGUUUUUGGGGCUAGGGAUAAUGGGCAAGGCCAUGUCAAUGAAUCUGCUUAAGCAUGGUUUCAAGGUUACUGUGUGGAACAGGACCCUCUCCAAGUGUAAUGAACUAGUGGAGUAUGGGGCUACAAUUGGGGAGACCCCAGCAGCAGUAAUCAAAAAGUGCAAGUACACUAUUGCAAUGAUAUCGGAUCCUUCUGCUGCUCUUUCGGUGGUGUUUGACAAAAAUGGUGUCCUUGAAGAAAUUUGCAGUGGAAAAGGUUACAUUGAUAUGUCAACCGUUGAUCCUGAAACUUCUUCUAAGAUCAGUGAGGCAAUCACGGCUAAGGGUGGUCACUUCCUUGAAGCUCCUGUUUCUGGUAGCAAGAAGCCUGCAGAAGAUGGCCAACUAGUAAUCCUUGCUGCUGGAGAUAAGGCACUAUAUGAGGAAGCAAUUCCAGCAUUUAAUGUCAUGGGAAAGAAGUCAUUCUUCCUAGGGCAGGUUGGAAAUGGAGCGAAAAUGAAACUCGUUGUCAACAUGAUAAUGGGGAGCGUGAUGAAUGCAUUUUCAGAGGGGCUUGUACUGGCUGGAAAGAGUGGACUAAAUCCUAAUACACUUCUUGAAGUCUUGGAUCUGGGUGCAGUUGGUAGUCCCAUGAUCAAGGGAAAAGGACCUUCUAUGAUUCAAAGUAAUUACUCCCCUGCUUUUCCUCUGAAACAUCAGCAGAAAGACAUGAGGCUGGCACUUGCCCUUGGGGACGAAAAUGCUGUUUCCAUGCCAGUAGCAGCUGCUUCCAAUGAGGCUUUCAAGAAGGCCAGAAGCAUGGGGUUAGGAGAUCUCGACUUUUCAGCUGUUUUUGAGGUUGUGAAAUUCUCCAAUUCAUCUUGAUUCUCCUUACAUAUAGUUAAUGACUUCAAGGGAAAACAUGGUGGGCUUGAAUUUUAUCAUUGAGUUUUGAAGUUAAAGCUACGCUGGUAAAGCCAUUUUGACGAUUCUGGAACUCUAUUGUAAUGAACUUGCAAGGUAUUGUGAGAAUGUUUUAGUUACUUUUCUUGAUUAAAAAAGGUAGGAUUUUCUGCAGAGUUAAUAUAAUAAAAAAGGGUAAGAUACGUCUGUUGGGUGUC
Messenger RNA from Carica papaya (papaya), 1201 nucleotides. Its product is annotated as glyoxylate/succinic semialdehyde reductase 1-like. NCBI's taxonomy places the organism in Eukaryota, Viridiplantae, Streptophyta, Magnoliopsida, Brassicales, Caricaceae. Gene Ontology annotation, cellular component: cytosol. Gene Ontology annotation, molecular function: NADP binding; oxidoreductase activity; NAD binding. The record is from RefSeq and is a predicted model, not a curated record.